Molecule: messenger RNA, 2571 nt
Organism: Anisakis simplex (herring worm)
Lineage: Eukaryota; Metazoa; Nematoda; Chromadorea; Rhabditida; Anisakidae
Source: the annotation of a GenBank genome assembly
AUGGAAGGAUUAUUGAUACAAUGUCUAGUUGAUAUUAGGAAUGUUCAUUCUAGAUCAUUGGGUACACCGAUGCGUUUACGAGACUUAAUCCGUCAAGUGCGUGCAGCACGAACAAUGGCUGAAGAACGUGCAGUGGUUGAUCGUGAGAGUGCAAAUAUUCGCGAGACAUUUCGUGAUGACGAUAGCCCAUGGAAAUGUCGUAAUAUUGCCAAGCUGCUUUAUAUUCAUAUGCUCGGCUAUCCUGCUCAUUUUGGUCAGAUGGAAUGUAUGAAGUUGGUAGCACAGCCGCGAUUUACUGAUAAGCGUAUCGGUUAUUUGGGUGCCAUGCUAUUACUUGAUGAACGCUCCGAGGUGCAUCUGCUCGUCACAAAUUCACUGAAAAAUGAUCUGAAUGCAUCAACGCAAUUCGUAACUGGUCUUGCACUUUGCACUCUUGGCUCAAUUUGCUCAUCGGAGAUGUGUCGAGAUUUGGCCGGUGAAAUCGAAAGGCUCAUCAAGUCAAGUAAUACUUACAUCAAGAAGAAGGCAGCACUGUGUGCAUUUCGAAUCGUUAGAAAAGUACCGGAAUUAAUGGAGAUGUUUAUUUCGUGCACGAAGGCAUUGAUUAAUGAAAAAAAUCAUGGAGUGUUGAUGGGCGGUAUUACAUUAGUGACUGAAAUGUGCGAAAGAAGUCCUGAUGUGUUGAAUCAUUUCAAGAAAUUAGUGCCAAAUCUAGUUCGUAUCCUCAAGAAUCUUCUGAUGAGCGGUUACUCUCCAGAACACGAUGUGACCGGUAUUAGCGAUCCAUUUUUACAGAUUAAAAUUUUAAAAUUGCUGCGUAUUUUGGGACAAGAUGAUGCGAAGGCAAGUGAAGAAAUGAAUGAUAUCCUUGCACAGGUUGCAACAAACACAGAAACAUCUAAGAAUGUUGGUAAUGCAAUUUUAUACGAAACUGUGCUCACAAUUAUGGAAAUUCGCAGUGAGAGUGGACUGCGUGUUCUAGCGGUCAACAUUCUCGGAAGAUUUUUGCUCAACCCAGAUAAGAAUAUUAGAUACGUUGCGUUGAACACACUUUUGAAGACAGUAACGAUCGAUUAUAACGCUGUACAACGUCAUCGAACCACAGUGGUUGAUUGCCUUAAAGAUCCUGACGUAUCCAUACGCAGGAGAGCCAUGGAGUUGUGUUUCGCAUUGAUCAACAAAACCAAUAUAACAAAUAUGACUAAAGAAAUUCUUAUCUUCUUGGAGACUGCCGAUCCCGAGUUCAAGGCGGAAUGCGCAUCCAAGAUGUACGUUGCCACUGAGAAAUUCUCGCCCAAUUACGUUUGGCAUCUGGACACAAUGAUCAAAGUUUUGAAAUUGGCGGGUAAUCACGUGCCUGAUGAAGUGGUGUCGUGUAUGAUUCAGCUUAUCUCAUCACAUGCUGAAUUACAACAGUACGCUGCAGUACAGCUGUAUCGAGCUGCACAAGCUGAUGUCAUGAAUGCACAGCCUCUUUUGCAGGUUGCUUUUUGGACGAUCGGAGAAUUUGGCGACUUCUUAUUGCAAACAAAUGAAGAUGACGCGGUUAGAGUUGACGAAGGUGACGUUGUUGAAAUAUUCGAACGCAUUCUACCGAGCACGUUGACAAGCACAAUCACAAAGUCGUAUGCGAUGACUGCACUCGCAAAAUUGGACACCAGAUUUACUUCUACAAACGAACGUAUUCGACAUCUGAUCGCAACGAAUACGACACAUUUAAAUUUGGAAUUGCAGCAGCGAUCUGUGGAAUUCGCUCGUCUUCUCGGUUAUAACGAACUCAAGUACGGUCUCUUGGAACGUAUGCCAAUAAUAGCGCACAAUUCGUUGAACGCUGCUGCACAACCCAUUGAAUCAGACACGGUCACGUCGUCUGGUACUGACGUUAACAGUACAGCUGAGAAUGAAAACGCUGAACCGUUGGUCUUAUACGAUUUUGCUGCGUCAAAUACAUCCGAUCAAUUUGCAUCGCCAGCUAAAGACGCGUUCCAUUCGUUGGAUGUAGCGGAGACGAGUAACACACAGAACACAUCUUCUAUUGCUGCAACAACUAUUGGUGAUCUUCUUGGCUCUGGCCUUAACCUGGAAGGUAUCACCGGUAACGAUUCGAAUAAAAGGGCACCGGAUGCUAAUGAAACAAAUGCCAAUUCGAUCACAUCGGAUCCGUUCGAUAUCUUUGCAUCGUUGUAUGUGAAAUCAUUUUAUUCGUCGAUACGAACACUUUUUAUUGGCAGAGAUUCAAAGCCACAGUCGAAACCAACGCAGCCGUCAACAGUGGCAAUCAAUUCGAAAGGUAUCGAAGGUAUUCUCUACGUUGAGAGCGAUUUCUCGGACAAUAAACCAGCUGUUCUUCGACUGGUUGCAACCAACAAUAAUCCUGCCAACGUUGAAAAUUUCAAUUUUCAAGUGGCUGUCACUAAAGCUUAUCAGAUUGAGCUGAUGCCCCCUUCAAGUGCAACGAUAUCUGGUAAUGGGCAAGGUUCAUUGAAAAUGCGAAUCAAAACGUAUUAUACAAUCAAUGGUCAACAGCAGCUCAUCGAAGCAAUGGUGCCUAAGAUUGCGGGCCUCAGUUGA